Molecule: messenger RNA, 1578 nt
Organism: Penicillium cinerascens
Lineage: Eukaryota; Fungi; Ascomycota; Eurotiomycetes; Eurotiales; Aspergillaceae
Product: putative pre-mRNA splicing factor
Exons: 1
Coding region: 1-1578 (525 amino acids)
Biological process (GO): mRNA splicing, via spliceosome
Cellular component (GO): U4/U6 x U5 tri-snRNP complex
Molecular function (GO): U4 snRNA binding; U6 snRNA binding; protein binding
Source: RefSeq, a predicted model, not a curated record
AUGAUGCACCCCGCGCGACAGGCCUAUGUCGAGGAGGCUGAGGACACCGACAUGGGAAUCAGCCUCGCCGACCUCCCCGUCGACCAGGACUACGAUAUGCCUGGCGCUGCAGCAGGCAUCCCUACUGAGCGUGUGUCUGCCCUACAGGCUCAAUUUGACCGAAAACGACGCGCAGCGGCAACAGUCGUACCGACAGAUGAUACCCGAGUGCGCAUGCGGUUACGAGAGCUUGGAGAGCCCAUUACACUAUUCGGCGAAGGCCCGGGAGACCGACGAGACCGUCUGCGCGAGCUUUUAACCGACUUGGCAGAAAGACAGGGAGAGGGAGAUGUGGAAAUGGAAGAGCCAGAGGAGGAAGAGGCGGGGGAGCAACAGGAGGAAUUUUACACAGAGGGUACGGACGAGCUAUUGGAGGCCCGAAAGGCAAUUGCACGCUUUUCUUUACCGAGAGCGAAGGCUCGUGUGGCCCGGCUCAAGGAGGAGUCGACAAUUCCACUUCGCACGCACGUCAAGCACCGCAAAGCCAUCAAAGAGAAGCUCCAGAACUUUGAUUUAUACGGGUCACAGAUUGCUGGAGAUCGUCCUGUUAGUAUCUGCCGUUUUGCUCCAGAUGGACAGACUAUCGCAGCAGGAAAUUGGUCUGGCGGUAUCAAACUACUCUCAGUACCGAAUCUGGAGGAAAAGGCCAACCUCAAGGGGCACACGGAUCGGAUCGGUGGAUUAGCAUGGCUCCCAGGAGCUACGCUUCCCUCGUCUAAUGUUUCACCGUCGACCGUGAACCUGAUGUCUGGGGGAGGCGAAGGAGACAUCAACCUCUGGGCUCUCGAUCAAGAGAAGCCACUCGCGACACUAUCUGGCCAUUCAGGACGUGUGUGCCGUACAGAAUUCCACCCGUCUGGACGAUAUGCGGCAUCUGCAUCAUUUGAUACCACUUGGCGGCUGUGGGAUGUCGAAACAACGGCGGAGCUUCAGUUGCAGGAGGGCCAUUCACGAGAGGUCUACGCAGUGUCGUUCAACAAUGACGGCUCACUUCUUGCCAGUGGUGGAUUGGACAGUAUCGGCCGCAUCUGGGAUCUUCGGACAGGGCGCACCGUGAUGAUUCUCGAGGGCCACAUCCGAGAGAUCUACGGUAUGGACUGGGGUGCGGAUGGGUACCGUGUGCUUUCAGGUUCCGGCGAUGGAUGGGUCAAAUGCUGGGAUCUCCGACAAGUGCGGAAUACGGGUGGCAUCGGUGCACACAAGAGCGUCGUGUCUGAUCUCCGAUGGUAUAAGGGAGAGGAGGCGGCUUCCUAUUUGCCUUCUACAGAAGGCUCGAAUGGCCAAAUGGAUAUCGACGGUGCUACACCGGCACAGACUGAGUCCUCGGGAUCAUCGGUCGAGCCCAAGAAAUCAGGCACAUUCUUUGUGUCCAGUGGCUUUGACAAGAACGUGAAUAUCUUCAGCGCCGAUGACUGGUCAUUGGUCAAGUCGUUGAGUGGGCACGCGGGCAACGUGCUGAGCACAGAUGUGAGCAACGAUGCGAAAUGGAUUGCAAGCUGUGGCCAUGACCGGACAGUGAAGCUCUGGGGCAUUGAAUAA